This is a messenger RNA of Cylindrotheca closterium, 576 nucleotides long. NCBI's taxonomy places the organism in Eukaryota, Bacillariophyta, Bacillariophyceae, Bacillariales, Bacillariaceae. The record is from the annotation of a GenBank genome assembly.
AUGAUGAAAUCAUGUAUAUUCCUGUUUCUGCUCAAGUUGUACUUUUCAAGUGCGUUCAUCUUCGGCGCGUCAAGGGAACAGUUGAAGAAGGAGAUCGUCGACCUUUCGCGCUCAGUGGAUCGAGGUCUCACUUCCACACCGGAACAAGAUGCACAGAUCCUGUCCCUUUUUGAAAAGUUGGAAAAGAUGAACCCAACAAGGAAGACUCUCAAGUCGGACCUUGUCAAUGGUGUAUGGUCUUUGGAAUAUACAACAUCAGCUCUUAUCUUAGGCAAAGGAGGGGUUGGAAAGAGGGUUGGACCAGUCUUGCAAACGAUCGACACCAAAUCGUUGAGUGCCGAGAAUUCGGAGGUUGUGGACUACUUUGGAAUCAAAGUUCCCAGCAAGGUAUCAGCCGAGUUGUCCCCUCAAAACGACCGGCUAACCAAUGUUCAAUUCAAACGAUUUUCCUUUGGUCCGUUUGGGUUUGAUGCUCCAGAGCAAUUCAAAGGAUAUCUCGACGUUACAUACUUGGACCAGGAUCUUCGUCUCACAAGAGGGGACAAAGGAAAUAUCUUUGUCCUGACUAGAACUUGA